Messenger RNA from Colletotrichum navitas, 677 nucleotides. RefSeq lists its product as uncharacterized. The record is from RefSeq and is a predicted model, not a curated record. Bases 268 to 549 code for a protein of 93 amino acids. Gene Ontology annotation, molecular function: endonuclease activity. The transcript has 2 exons. NCBI's taxonomy places the organism in Eukaryota, Fungi, Ascomycota, Sordariomycetes, Glomerellales, Glomerellaceae.
GUAACAUUUACCCCACUUUUGCUUAUCACUAAUUACUACACUUUAAUAGCCUCCUACUACCUAUAAGAAGCCCUUUUCCCUCCCUAGCUGCCAACUUCAACCUCUGCUUAGAAACAACAUCAACAGUCACAGCCAUGGCUCCAAUCAAUUAUUUUAACGAAAUAGGCGCCCAGCGGGCACAUAAUAUUAUCGCUCAUAAACGAAGGUGGGCCUGUCACGUUGAUCCUGUGUUAAACUGCUGGAUCUACACUGGCAGUAAGAACACAGAUGGCUACGCCUAGCCAGAUAAACCAGACUAGCUGUAGUGCACAGACAGCGUUCUUGCUACAUAUUAUAGCGCUACAGGUCAAGCUCAGCAACCAGCCAAUCCCAAGAGGCAACUAUGCUAGUCACAUCUGCAACCGCCGUGCUUGCUUUAACCCUAAGCACAUCUUCUCUAAGUCUGCUCAGGUAAACAAUAGUCAAAAGGGCUGCCUAGGACCAAUCUUUUGCCCAGACCAUGGUCACAAGCUUAUUAACCUUUGCCCACAUAAUCCCCAGUGUAUCUGACUACCUAGCAAGGAUGUAAUCUGCUGCUUAACUAUUUGCUAGCAGCCUAAUUAGGGGUGUUUAGUUUAAAGGGGGGGGUAUUCUAGCUUUAGAGGGAGGUAUUUAUUAAAGUAUAUAGAUAUAGUAGU